Molecule: messenger RNA, 1487 nt
Organism: Lotus japonicus
Lineage: Eukaryota; Viridiplantae; Streptophyta; Magnoliopsida; Fabales; Fabaceae
Exons: 5
Coding region: 509-1213 (234 amino acids)
Source: RefSeq, a predicted model, not a curated record
GCAUCUAGCUUUCCUUUGUUCAGUACUCUGUUUCAUGCUUCUCAACCAACCUCAUCUCUUUCACUCUUCCAAAUCUCCAAAUCUGAAAUCCCUAAUUUUACUCAUCUCUUCUGAAUUCAAAUCCUUAUCACUACUUUCUUCAAUUUCAAAUCCCUCUAAUAGCUAUUCCAUCAAUCAGCCCCAAAUCUUUUUCAGUUCCCUUACUCUACACCAUUCGAAACCUUUUACAGUGCCAAUUUCAGAAAUCAAUUCUCUCAACAAUGGAUUUUAAUUAUGCAAUAUGAGAUUCCAGAUAUCGCAGAGAAGGACUCAUGAGCUGUCUAGCACUGUGGAAGACCAACUCUGUCCAUUCAACCUCUUCACUUAACGCUUUCACUGCCUCCUCCGUUUCCUUCUUCACUCACACUGCAAAUGUGAACGAUUCUUCUUCCUUCUCUCACUCCAUCUCUCCAAUUUUGCCCUAAAUUCAAUCUUCUCUGCAACGAUUCCUCUUCCUUCCCUCGCUCCCAUGGCGCCAAGACGCAAGGUCCAGAAGGGAACCACGCGAAUGGACGCUGCUCUCGACGCCAUGACCCCUUACGGUUUUCCCAGAAGAAUUGUCCGUCGCACCGUUGAUCAACUCCUCAAAGUUUAUGGCGACGAAGGCUGGUUCUUCAUCGAAGACUGCGCCUACCGUACUCUCAUCGAGAAGCUUCUCGAGCUGCCCCAGGAAACGGAUGAUUUGUCAGAGGAUAAGCCAGGAGAUGGUCCCAAUGAGGCAUCCGCUGCCGGUUGCUCAAACGUAGCGCUUGUACCUUGCUCUAACACACAAACUUCUUAUGAUGCUCCAUUAACUAAUCAGGUCGCUGACACCAUAUCAGCAUCCAGUGAAACUGAUAAUCAACUUGCCAUUAAGGCUGUGGACACUGUAUCAACAAGUGAAGCUGGUGCUGAACUUCUCAUCAAGGCUGUUGACAUUCCAUCAGUAACCAGUGAACCUGGUAAUCAACUUUCCAUCAAAGCUACAGACAUUGUACCAGCAGACAUUGAAUAUGAUUGUAAGCCUGUACUAUCUCCUUUGUCAAAGUCCUCGCAACCUGUGAGGAAGCUCUGUCACAAGAAGCGUAAACCUUGCCAUGGCUGGAUUUCUGAUGAUAGUGAGGAAGAGGACCUGAUAGAACUACCUCCAGCUCCAAUGUCCAAGUUAUUAUUGUUUAUGCAAGCAAGCAAAUGAUGGGGUCAGUUAGUAUAAAUAAGGGUAGGGUAUGCAGUUGAAGGGAAACCAUCAGAUUAGCUCCAAGGGUUAAAACCAUCCGAUUAUUAAGUAAGAGAAUGUUUUAUAUGUCUCCAUGGCGUCUAUGGCUUGCUUGGUUCGUCAGAGGGUGGUUUAUAUUCAACAGUAAUACUUGUAUAGUUAGUUAUAUACAUUAGAGGAGUUAUAUGGUAAAAAAGCUGGUUUUAUGUCACUGGGAAAUUUACAUGUGUGAUGAAAUUAUAUUUACCUCCAA